AGCUGAAUGACCAUUUGCCGUCCACAGUUGAGAUUCGCCCUGUGAGACAUCUCGAUGCAGGGUCGAUCUGAAGCUUGAGCUGAGCCUCACCAACCCACUAACCACGCCCCUCUACGAUCCCACCGAGCAGAUCUCAGUAUUCACCGAGCAGCUCUCAGCUUCCACCAACCCACAUCGCCAGCAUGUCAGACGCAACAACCAUAUCGCCAGCGGGCAUCCAGCACCAACUAUCAAUCCCGCUUCCAAAAGCUCUAGCAGCGCGGAUCCACAUGCACUUAACGAUCCACACGCACCACCUGCUGUUAUUCAUCACGACUCGCACGCCCGAAACGCCGGGGAGCCCAGCACCCCUCGGGAGCUUCGUCUACGCGUUACCAUCUACCACGCAACCAACCCCACUCUCGACGACCCUCUAUUUCCGCGAGGACACUAUCGACGUGGCGACGCGGCUCGCAAAGAUUCUGGCGAAGCGCACGAUGCUCCCGGUAUACGUCGGCUGCUCGGUCAGCUUUAGUGCCGCCGGCAGGGGCGGGAAUGUUGACGAGGAGAUGGAGGGGAUCAGGAAUGUCGUGCGCACGGUUGUUGAGAGGGUUCAGGCCGCGAGGAUUGUGGAGGGCGUGGAGGAGGUGGUUAAGGGCGUGGAGGGGGUGAAGGUGUAGGACUGUGGGGGAUGGGGAUGGAUGGGUGGAUGGGGGUGGAUGGGGCGUUGGGGUGUGAUACGAUCUGCUUUUGUUUUGUUUUGCGUUGUGGUCUUUUUG
Tricharina praecox is the source of this 758-nucleotide messenger RNA. RefSeq lists its product as uncharacterized. The transcript is spliced from 2 exons. Bases 183 to 659 code for a protein of 158 amino acids. Gene Ontology annotation, biological process: proteasome assembly. NCBI's taxonomy places the organism in Eukaryota, Fungi, Ascomycota, Pezizomycetes, Pezizales, Pyronemataceae. The record is from RefSeq and is a predicted model, not a curated record.